Molecule: messenger RNA, 334 nt
Organism: Homarus americanus (American lobster)
Lineage: Eukaryota; Metazoa; Arthropoda; Malacostraca; Decapoda; Nephropidae
Product: DNA-directed RNA polymerase II subunit RPB1-like
Exons: 1
Source: RefSeq, a predicted model, not a curated record
AUGGGUUCGUAUCCUUCAAGGGUUCAUAAGGCUUCUCCUCCUGAACCCACAAACCCAGAGAUUGAACCCACGAACCCAAAGAUCGAACCCACGAACCCAGAGAUUGAACCCACGAACCCAGAGAUUGAACCCACGAACCCAAAGAUCGAACCCACGAACCCAGAGAUUGAACCCACGAAUCCAAAGAUCGAACCCACGAAUCCAAAGAUCGAACCCACGAACCCAGCGAGAUUCAGACUCAUGAACUCGAAACAGUACAUACAAAAAAAAUCCCAUUAUAUCGAAGGUUCGCUAGAUAUGAAACCCCCAUAUAACGGAUUCCAUAGAGAGAUAA